This is a messenger RNA of Camellia sinensis, 1200 nucleotides long. The record is from RefSeq and is a predicted model, not a curated record. NCBI's taxonomy places the organism in Eukaryota, Viridiplantae, Streptophyta, Magnoliopsida, Ericales, Theaceae.
AUGGAAGAUGCUCGCGUUGUAGGGAUUUGGGGAAUGGGUGGAAUAGAUAAGACUACUAUUUCCAGAGCUGUUUAUGACUGUAUCUCUUGCCAAUUUGACGGUUACAGCUUUAUUAAGAAUGUUAGAGAAGUUUCAGAAAAAUGUGGUUUAAAAACUUUGCAAAAACAACUCAUUUCUGAAUUCUUAAUGGAAAAGGAUUUGAAAGUAGGAAGUGCUGGUGAUGCAGUAUUUAUGACAAGGCACAUCGAAUGUAGUAAAAAAGUUCUUAUCGUGCUUGAUGAUGUGGAUGAAUCAACUGACCUUGAGAAAUUGGUAAGAGAGCACGAUUGGUAUAGUUUUGGAAACAAUAAGUUGUUGAUGCAUGAUUUGAUACAACAACAAGGGCAGUAUAUUGUUUGCGAGCAAUCACGUAAAGAGCCUAGAAAGCGCACUAGGUUAUGGCUUGAUGAAGAUAUAAAACAUGUAUUGACGGAGAAUACGGGAACAAACAAAGUGGAAGGCACAGUUAUGCAGUAUAGUGACCAAAGAGGUGCAAAUCCAAAGGACAUUCGAUUUCUAAAACAAUUGAAGUUGAGGCCUAAAGCUUUUGCAAAGAUGUCGAACUUGAGGAUUCUCAAAAUAUGUGAGCAUCUUGUUGAACUUCACUUAACCUAUAGCAACAUUGAACAACUUUGGGAGGGAACUAUGAUGAGAUGUUUAUCAGAGCUUUGUUUAGAUGGGACUGGUAUCAGUGAACUUCCACCUUCAGUUGGACAUCUUACCAAUCUUGGUUUGAUUAAUCUAAGCAAUUGUAAAAACUUGAGCAGUAUUCCAGACAUCAUUUGUCAAUUGAAAGAUAUUAGAAAAUUAAACCUUUCUGGUUGCUCCAAACUUGACAAAUUACUGCAAGAUUUGGGUUUUUUUGACGGUUUAUAUAAGCUUCAUGCAGAUUGGGCUGCAGUUAGAGAACUCCCACCCUUUAUUGGACUUCUGAAGAAGCUUGGAAUACUAACGCUAAGAGGGUGUAAAGGAAUAUCAUCUAAUUCCAUGGCUUCUGAACUAGCAGCUUUGUCUUUAUGGAAACUAGAUCUCAGUUACUGUAAUUUAAAAUCUAUCCCCACAGCCAUUUGUCACAUCUACUCAUUGGAAGAUUUAUAUCUAGGUGGAAACAAUAUGGAAAGUUUACCUGCAAGCAAUAAUUUACUUUCAAGGUUGUCGUAG